Orbicella faveolata is the source of this 2323-nucleotide messenger RNA. RefSeq names its product torsin-1A-interacting protein 2-like. Gene Ontology annotation, molecular function: ATPase activator activity. Lineage: Eukaryota; Metazoa; Cnidaria; Anthozoa; Scleractinia; Merulinidae. Gene Ontology annotation, biological process: membrane organization. Gene Ontology annotation, cellular component: membrane. The record is from RefSeq and is a predicted model, not a curated record.
GGUGGUUUUCCGGGAAAUACGCGCUUUGUGCUCGGCGGAAAAUUUAUGCACUUUUCUAUAUGUUAGGGAGAAAAGCAGAAUUUGAACUUGUAAGGAAAUGGCUUCUUCAACAUCUGAUGAAAAUGGCACUGGUAAAGAGUCAACAGGGGACACCGGGUUAGACGAAGGAAGGGAAAAUAAUGAGAGUGUUGACAAUUCUGAAGAGGGCUCAGAAGAGAACGUUGAAGAACAUGCGGGUGAAGCUCUCUCGUUGCCAGAAGUGAGCAAGAAUGUAAGCAAGAAAGAAAAUGAUGUUCAGAUCGAGAACCCGAGAGAUAGCGAAAAAUUUAACGACAUGGAAGAGACUCGGUCGAAACCAGAUUUAGGGAACAUAGGCAAAUCAGUGGGACUUCUUCUUGGCACUGCAAUUUUAUGUGUGCUAGUUGCUGUCUGUUUUUAUCGACCCCCUGAGCGUGAAAUGAAAGGUGACUUCGACUUGGUGAAAGUCUACGGAAAUGGCGUCGACAAAUUACAACUAUCAUUUACCAACCAGACUGAAAGAUUUUGGAAGAUUUUAAAGAACCGUGGCUUGGCGCACCUGAGAAACAAUGAUCCUUCACAACCACUGGUAUUUCUGCUGGCUGCACCGCCCCCAGCUCAUGAGUGGGUAGAUUGUCUGGCCACUAAACUUGCUGAAAAGCUAGAUCCAAGACACAAGAGAAAUUUAGCCAGAAUUAAUGGAGCUGAUGAAAAAGGGUACCCAGCAGACCAGACCAAGAAAAAAAUGGACGUCUAUUUGAAGAACAAGUUUCGGGAGGACCACAGAGUGGCAGUUAUUUAUCAUCUGGAACUCCUCCCACCUCCAUCACCCCUGUUGUUUUACUCUUACUGUGAUGAUCAGAAUGCACCGCACAAACACGUAGCCAUAAUCUUUACUGUGCAUUUACCAGAAGAGCCCAGUUUAUCUCUGUCUCCAAAGGAGGCAGAAGCAACUGUUGAGAAAUACCUUUCAAAGCAAGUUUGGUUAAAGGAUGACAUGGAUGCAGUUGCUGCUCUUUUAAGCCGCAUUGCGGACACAGUUGUUCUUAUGAAUGGUGAAUCAAGCGAUUCAUUGAAGGCUGACUGUUCUUGAAUUAUUUUGUAUUUUAGAAUAAAGGGGAACUAGAGAAUGGCAGCUUAACUGCAGUAAAGAAUACGAUAUAACUAUAUAACCAAAGAGUAAUACAAUCAGUUGAACGAAAAUGUUGGCCGACGGCUAAUUGAUUGCCAGCAUUUGUUGACAUAGUGCUUCAAGCCUGUUGUCAAGAGGAGUCAGUAAUAAUUUGAAUGAGUGUCAGUUGUGAAAGACCAUCUUGUAUGGUGAUGCUAGUCAUUGCAUCAGUGGUGUAUUAUGCUGUGGUUUUUUACCAAAGAAAACAUACUUCAAAAUUAUUUUAGGCAGUUCAAAUUUGCCUCUUAAACUCUGUGAUAGGCAGACGGAAUGAUUGUUGAGAAUAGAAUUGUUGUUUACUUUUUGUUACCAGGCGGCUUUGGGAAGGCUGACUUUUGUUUAUUUUAAUGCUUACAACAUACUUAUUUCGUGUGUAAAAGCCUAAAACUGGAGCAUUUAAGUUUUGAAGUUUUAAAAACUAUUUUUUGUGCUGUAAAAUGCCUUUUGGGUUUCUUUUCUUUUUUGUACAUAACUCUUGUAAUUUUUAACUUUGUAAUUUCUAGACAGAAAAUAUCUCAAACUCUUUUUAGCCAGGGUUAAGGUGUGAUCAGGUUUUAGUUUUUUUUUCCAUUUUCUUACCUACAGUGGCUGUCCCCAUGGUACAAGCACCAGUCAAAACCAUACUGUCCUAACAAAGCAACAUAAAAGUAUUUUUCUUUGUGGUUUGUGGCAAAAGUAGAGGAACAAGGUAUUUUCAGAAUAGCAUGACCACUAUCCUACCUUGUUAUACUCAAAGAGCAAGUUUGCCAGUUGUGGGUGACCCAGUUCUGGUGGCAAAUUGAAAGCAUAGAGGUGCAAAAUAUUUCAUAUUUUUCAUUUAUUUAAAUCUGUUAUGAUUUCUGGCAUUUCAAAUCUCUUUUCAUGAAUACGCUUUCCAGUCUAAAAAGUGACCCAACUUAACUGCCUCUUUUGUGAACAAACAUGUAACAUCAGGACAGCACAGAUUUUCCCACCUGCCAAUUGCUGAUUAGUAAAUUCAAAUUUCAGAGGCACCAGGUGUAUUCAAGGUUGUGAAGAGCAUAGAAAAACAAGAGUGAAUCCAGAAAAAUUAGAACCUGAUCACCCAAGUUAAACUGGGAAAUACUAAAAGUUAGUUACGUUUUAGAAAUAAUACAGAUGAACUUUCUCAGGCUA